CUCAAGUACUGCAAAAUAUUCAAAUUUAUAACCGUUUCCUCGUGCGCUCCGGAUACACGCGCGCGCCCCAGGCAGCUGCGGGACACCUCCCAAACCUCUCCGCAGGCACAAUAGUGUCCCGAUUACACUAACCGCGACAACCUGUGGUGGAGUUAUCACACUAUUUAGCUCGUGAGUGUGCGGUUUUGGAUGGUUCCGCGGAUCUCUGCUCUGAUUGGUGGAAGCAGUGCUACGUGGACAUAAGACAGAAACAGGUAAGCGCGCAUGUGACCGUUAUCGCUUCAUUGUAUUAAGAAAACGGUCAGUGACUUCCAGCUCUGCUCUGAGGGAAGCCUUAAUGAGUGCUCUUCUUUAACUUCGUGGCAUUGGCUGUCAGGGACUUUUGCAGCACUUGUGUACAAUUCAGCUUCACGAAUUCUCCCUGAAAAGUCACAUGACCAGAGCCACACCACGUCUCACUGAUGCUGAGCCUGUGCAGACCAUGAGACACUUUGCAAGGCCUGCACGGUGGUGUGGGUGAUUUAAGCAUGAAGUCUAAAGGAAAGGGCUCAAAGAGGAGGCAGCACUCAUGGGCUGAACAGGAGCAUGCUGACCUGCAGCUGGAUGUAGAGCCUGGCUCCAGUGAACAGGAGGGAUCCGAGGCCUCUCUCCCUCUGGGGGCAUCAUGGCGGGCAUCGGGCAUCGAGGGCCGUGCCAGAACAAGGAUGGGCACACGCCGUCGCCGAUGCCAACACAGCAGCACCAAGGAGCGUAACGUGCGCAGGCUGGAGAGCAACGAGAGAGAGCGGCAGAGGAUGCACAAACUGAACAAUGCAUUUCAGGCCCUGCGGGAGGCCAUUCCGCAUGUCCGAAUGGACAAAAAGCUCUCCAAGAUCGAGACUCUCACACUGGCCAAGAACUACAUCAAAGCCUUGACUACCAUCAUCCUGGGCAUGUCCGAUGCCUGCCUGCCCCACGUGGACACUCAGCAGCACCUGGAAGAUGAGGGCCACAGUGAUCUGGUCAAGUACCUGGACCAAAUCCGCAGCUUCAGCCACAGCAGCUAACACCAGCUCCGGCCACUGUAGCAUCCAGAGCACUGGAAAGUGUUCUCAAGACUGUGCACAGUGAUGCCGAUGAGGAACUCUGAGACUUGGGCUCUGAGACGGGCUUACAGAGGAAGCAAAAGUCCCAUUUUGGUUUGAAAAGAUUACUUUGUGUUAAAUAGUAUUCAAUGCUGAACUGUAUCCAUUCCCACUGUGCCAUAAUAAAGCACAUAUUCCUUAUUCAUACAGGGACCAAUUGGGGGAAAAAAAAAUUGAAUCCGGCACAUUAGAGAGUAUAUAAUGACACGCAUACAAAAGCCUUACUUACAGUGAUUGACAGGGAAUUACAGUAAUGGAGAAGAAAACUUUAAGGAAAAUU
Messenger RNA from Ictalurus furcatus (blue catfish), 1404 nucleotides. RefSeq names its product basic helix-loop-helix family, member a15 (gene bhlha15). The record is from RefSeq and is a predicted model, not a curated record. Gene Ontology annotation, molecular function: protein dimerization activity. The transcript has 3 exons. NCBI's taxonomy places the organism in Eukaryota, Metazoa, Chordata, Actinopteri, Siluriformes, Ictaluridae. The coding region runs from base 528 to 1046 and encodes 172 amino acids.